Helianthus annuus (common sunflower) is the source of this 396-nucleotide messenger RNA. RefSeq lists its product as uncharacterized. The record is from RefSeq and is a predicted model, not a curated record. The transcript has a single exon. NCBI's taxonomy places the organism in Eukaryota, Viridiplantae, Streptophyta, Magnoliopsida, Asterales, Asteraceae. The coding region runs from base 1 to 396 and encodes 131 amino acids.
AUGCUAUCUCAACACCUGCUUUCCAACGGCUUUAUCCGAGGAAAGGCGGAUGCUACACUCUUCACUAAGGAGGUUGCUGGUCAUCUGCUUAUCGUUCAGAUAUAUGUUGAUGACAUUAUAUUCGGGUCAACGAACGACGAGCUCUGCAAAGAAUUCGAACAAGUGAUGAAGCAAAAGUUUGAAAUGUCGUCAAUGGGAGAGAUGAUGUUCUUCCUAGGGCUACAAGUUGAUCAGAUGCCAGAGGGAACUUUCAUACAUCAAACGAAAUACGUCCACAAUGUUCUGGAGAAAUUUGGGAUGUCCGAGACUACUCCGAUGGCCACCCCGUUAGCAACUAAUCACGGUAUUAAACCUGAUCUCACCGGAGCGAAGGUCGAUGAGACGCUAUACCGUUAG